This is a messenger RNA of Achroia grisella, 1680 nucleotides long. Its product is annotated as coagulation factor IX-like. The transcript has 7 exons. The coding region runs from base 1 to 1680 and encodes 559 amino acids. Gene Ontology annotation, biological process: proteolysis. Gene Ontology annotation, molecular function: serine-type endopeptidase activity. Lineage: Eukaryota; Metazoa; Arthropoda; Insecta; Lepidoptera; Pyralidae. The record is from RefSeq and is a predicted model, not a curated record.
AUGGUGUGCUUUUGGAUUUGUACCCUACUAACAUUAAACUUAUUGUCUGUAAAUGGCGUACCUAAAGAACCGUGUGAAGAAUGUGUACCUGCACAAAAUUGUGCUUUUUAUGGUCAAUUGAAUAAUAAGGAGAAAGAAGAAUGGGUGGAAAGAUAUGAAUCUAGCUGUCAAUCAUCACACAGUAAUAAACCAGGCCCUCUAUUUGGAUUCUCGUCAUCAGCGAAAGGAGAUCUGGUUUGUUGUCCAAAUUCAAUUUGGGGGACGGAUACGCCGCAAGAUUCAUUAGAUAAUGACAAAAACAAUUUAAGUAAAAAAAACCAGCAUGAUUAUAAUUCAUCAAAUACUAAUGAACAUAGUACACAAGAUGUUAACAUUGGAAAUUUACCCAGUACAUUUUCAAAUAAUAAAAACCUGAAUACAAAUGCAGACAUUAAAAAUAGUAAAUAUUUCGAUAGGGGUAAUAUGUACGACAAUUUCUUUAUGAAUCCUUAUGAUAAUUCUAAUCAGUACCCUAAUGGCCGGCAAUACAAUAAUCGAAACCCAAUGUCAAACCCUAUAAGACAAGGUUUUGAUGCACAAAAUCAGAAUCCUUAUUUCCAAAGUGUGAAUAGAAAUAACAAUAUGAAUGGUAAUCCUUUUGGGUCACGUAAUAUAAAAGGUCAGUGUCCUGUUACGAGUUUACCCCCCGAUGCUCGAAUUGGAUGCUGUGGACUAGAGGCUUCCGACGAUGAUAGAAUUACUGCACCAUCAGCAUAUUUUAAUCAAAACGGCUGGAACUCUCGUAAUGGCCGGAUAUAUCCUAGAGCAGAUUUACCCUCGUGGCAGCGAAAAUCUCCAAUGGAUGACUAUAGAAAUUAUAAUAGACAAAAACGCGCCGCAGAAUCAGAAAAAGUUAAUAUCACUAUAGACAACCGUAUAGCAGGUGGUAAAGAAACAGAAUUAGAACAAUUUCCGUGGACAGUUUUACUGAAAACUACAUUCGACUAUGGAACAAAUAUAGCCGCUUUCAGCUGCGGGGGCUCACUUAUCAGUUCCCGUUAUGUGUUAACAGCUGCACAUUGUGUCGUUGACGAAGGAGCCACAGUUCAAGAUGUCGAAAUAUACUUAGCCGAGUUUGAUAAAAGAACAUUCCCAAGAGACUGUAAAAUUGUAUUCGGCGAAGGUCAGAAAUGUAUAGAAAAUAUAGUGUUGCACGCUGAAGAAGUAACUCCACAUCGAAAUUACGACAACAAUAGGCUCGAAAAUGACAUAGCAUUAAUACGGCUCCGUGGAUCCGCUCCUUACACAGAUUAUAUCCGACCUAUCUGCUUACCACCUAUCAAUAUUGACGACCCAGAUUUCUUCAAUUUACGACUAGCGAUCGCUGGCUGGGGUCGCAAUGGUAAAUACAAAUCCGACAUCAAGCAAUAUACAUUUGUGAACCUCGUAACACAAAGACAAUGUCAGAGGUAUUAUCCACAUUUGUCGAAAAUGCAAGUCUGCGCGGCGGGACAUUCUGGCGAAGAUACGUGCAAAGGGGAUUCCGGAGGUCCACUAAUGAUGGUUUACGAAGGAAAGUACUUUGUAGCCGGUGUUGUUAGUGGUAAGAGAGCUGACUCGCCAUGUGGUACAUCUGUGCCGUCACUUUACACCAAUGUAUAUCAGUACCUACAGUGGAUUCGUGACCACAUCAGAAAUUAA